AUGUCCCGCGUGGGCAUCGUCUCAAGCGUUGAGCUCGAGACGAUGACCACGACGGGCAUGCACAACGGGCGAGGGGUCGUGGUCUACGAGACCGCAAAAGGGGCGCGGGAUGCUCUUCGUGGCUUCAACGACAAGACGAUGGUGAUCGACGCGCGCCUCGUCGCCGUAGCCACUACCAAAUGGCCCACGGUGGGGCACUUCGCCGCCACCAUCAACCACUGCGGCCGUUCGCGCAGGGGGCCGCAGGUCGAACUGACGCAGGCCGGCGCCGUAGUGCUGGCGUGCUCUACUCUCCUCGGAGAUGGCGAUGGCGGUGGCGGUGCGAGCAGCGGGGGCGGUGAUGGGGGCUACAAGAAGAGGGGGCGUCGUAAGGGCCGCAACAGGACGGCGAGUGGGAAGGACGGGCCGCCCACCAAGAGGGCGAGGGGGGGAGGAGGGGGGGGAGAAGGGGACGGGCGUACGGUCGCCGUUGGCCGGGUUCCCCGGCGUACAACAAAGAAAGAGCUGCGGGAACACUUUGAGACCGUCGCCAGCGUGGAGGCCGUCUCUCUUGUGACGGGCAAGGGAAAGCUCCCCCAAGAAGGGUAUGUCACCUUCAUGACCCAGGCGGGAGCGUCAAAAGCUGUCCAAUACCUGGAUGGCUCGUAGUUGUGCACCGACGAGCUCGUUGUCGCUCUGGCUUGAUUUUCUAGGGAUUCAUGAUGGCGCCACUCGUUCGUACUCGCCGUGUCAAACGUGCGCCGAGUUCGUGUGUGAUUGCGACUUCUGUGAAACGCGCCGACCUUGCCAGUUUGUAGGUGGCAGGGCGUGCGUGUUUUGGUUGUUCUUCUCUUUUGUUCGCUCUGUCGCUCCCACAUAGCACACGUGAGAGCAUCACUAGAUACAGAAGAGUCCCGGAGUGCAGAGCGCACGUGUCGUCAUCAACAGCAGGAUGGAAGCUACACCCAGACUGCUGGCUAAGUCUAAUUGUUUCUUCUUUGUUCUCACACAUAGUUCGAAAGAGAAGACGCGAGGUACGUGAGAGGUAUUCUAUCCCCGGUGUUAUGUCGAGGAGUCAAGGGCCAGCCGUAUAUCUGCGCAGUCAGGCAGCCUGCGAUACGGCGUGAGGUUUAGAGUCCAGAAUGCCCCACAGGUCAGGUGUGGAGGCUUGUACCGGGUUGUUGGCUGAGUCGUCGAUACGAUCGGGACUAGCGCGAUGGAAGCAUAGCAGGUUGUACCAAGGAGGGUGAGAGGGUAGGUUUGCUAUCUGUUCUAGGCGGUCUCGAACUCUCUGAUCCAGCGGUAGAAGAGGAAUAGAAAACCAUUGCCAGAAUUGUUGAGCUCUGAAAUGCAAUGGACAGGAGCAACGUAUGCUUGGGCGGAUUUCGUUGAAAUAGCGGGGAUUUAGGGUUAACGUCCCCGCCCAGGGUAUAGUACCCCAUUGUGCGGGGGAACACGCGGGAACUGGAGACUGGUAACCAUCAGUGGAAGAGGAGCACCGCGUUGGUUCGAAGUAGAUCCCACAGCGAUAUCUAUCGGAUCCACGAGAGAGACGGAACAAAGGAAGAGAGAACAACAAGUGGAAGAUUGGCAAGGGUUUAUUUUACUCGGUAACGAUCUCUUAGCGCACACAUACAUACCAUACUACGGUGCGUGAUGGAAAUAAUUUUUCGGCGGUAGGCGGUAUUACAUACAUGGUAGGUUUUUUGGCAGUAGUAGCGACUUUGACGGAGGCGGGCGGUAAACCCUAAAUAAAUAUGGCGGAGGCGGUCAUUUUUCGGCGGUAAUUUAAUGUCAUACUAUAGUCUAUUGCGGUAUGUAUUUGUUUUGCCGGCGGACGGUAUUUUGUGUUGUUGCGUUUUUCGGCGGUAACGAAAUUGAUUGGCAGAGAGGUGGUG
Ectocarpus siliculosus is the source of this 1877-nucleotide messenger RNA. The record is from the annotation of a GenBank genome assembly. NCBI's taxonomy places the organism in Eukaryota, Phaeophyceae, Ectocarpales, Ectocarpaceae.